CAGACAUGGUCAACAAGUUCUUUCUCCGCGGCCUUGGGUUCCUCAACGAUGCGUACGACCUCUCGGUCAUCAACAUCAUCAACGUCAUCUUGGAGCACCAGUACGGCAAGAACGUCUUUGACUCGAACAUGAAGUCGAGCGUCUCGACGUCGGCGCUCAUUGGCGCCGUCCUCGGCCAGCUCGUCUUUGGCGUCCUCGGUGAUAUUUACGGCCGUAAGAACUGCAUGGUGGCGACUUGUGCGCUCCUCAUCAUCGGUGGCAUCCUCUGUGCGGCAGCCUACGGC
Saprolegnia diclina VS20 is the source of this 284-nucleotide messenger RNA. RefSeq lists its product as hypothetical. Gene Ontology annotation, cellular component: plasma membrane. The transcript has a single exon. Lineage: Eukaryota; Oomycota; Saprolegniomycetes; Saprolegniales; Saprolegniaceae. Gene Ontology annotation, biological process: carboxylic acid transport; transmembrane transport. The record is from RefSeq and is a predicted model, not a curated record. The annotation marks the transcript as partial. Gene Ontology annotation, molecular function: carboxylic acid transmembrane transporter activity.